Molecule: messenger RNA, 1306 nt
Organism: Aethina tumida (small hive beetle)
Lineage: Eukaryota; Metazoa; Arthropoda; Insecta; Coleoptera; Nitidulidae
Exons: 3
Coding region: 216-1289 (357 amino acids)
Source: RefSeq, a predicted model, not a curated record
UUCACUUGAUUUUCUUGAGUAGUAUAGUUUCCACACAAUACUAAAGCAACUAGAGCAUGCUUCAUAUGACACUCUCAUGUUCUUAUAUACCUAUGAACAAUCAUUUUUGACAUACGUCAUAGUAAAAUUUAGGUCCAAGUUUUUUCGAAAUCAUUUGUUAAUCACCAUUUACAACUCAAAUUUAAAAUCCAAAAUGGUAAUAAACUCUUAGAGUAAUGGCUAAGAAUGAAAUACUCGUCUGGGGAGACGGAGAACCAGUUACCAUAACCAUUACUGCAUGUAAGGGUAAACAUCCCAUUGCUCCUCCAGUAGAAGUCCCCGAGGUUGUCGAAGAGAAAUCAGAAGCAGAAGAACUCCCCCCCGUAGAGACGAAUGACGAAACGAGUGAUGAAGUGAAAGAUAUUAUAGAUGAUGAGAAACCAGUUAUAAAUGAAACGCAGAAACCUACUGUUAUCGAAGAAGAAUAUAAGGAUCCAUCAAUUUUACCUAUUAUUGUGCCUAGAUAUCAUGGACCAGGCUGCUCCAUGGAAAUUGGUAUCUUGGAGAAGCAUCAUUCUAAGUGCAGGUUCAAAAAGCUAGAUAACGAAUUUCGCCAUCCAGUAGAUGAUAAAGCAGGAAGUUUUGAAUUCAUCGGACGCAUGUCCUUUAAAACCUGUGGAGCCAAUGAACCAAAUGAACAAGUAGUAACGUAUGAAACUCCUGUAAACGACUACGACGACGCAGAUAGAGUAUCCGAAACGAGUCUAGAUCAGGUGGUGGUACAAGCUGAGGAUGUGCCAGAGGCAGGACAAAAUGAAGUCCAGAAUUAUGAAUCACCACCUUCUGUGCAAGAACCGGAACCUAAUGUACCUGUGAGACCCAAAGAACAGGUGCAAUUUAUGGAAGUAAAGGAUAAAGGUCCCAGUUCAAAAUAUAAAAGGGUCCAAGAGAGAAUAUCUGAGCCUUUUAAGACAAUACCUGUUCCAGCCGGAUCUGAGUUCACUGUGGAGUACUGCAAACUUAAAAAAGUAUUGUAUAAUGACAAUUCUGUAACGGUGCAAACAAUGGCAUUAAUGCCCUACAACGCUAAUCGCGACAUCUGGUCGUCAUUCUUCUGUGGUGAGUUUUGUCUGCUGAAGAAACUGCAAGAGAAUGAAGUCGCUAAAGUCAAUACAAUUGCGCACACGGAAACUAAUCAUUUAACAACUGCCAACAAAUUGUCGCAAUGUCCUUCCAGGUCAAUAGUAAAGCCAAGAUGGCCAAAGUUUUUUGCUUGUGUUAACUAUAAACCCAGAGAAUAUAGUCAAUAAAAGCACGUCAUGCUCUA